Molecule: messenger RNA, 893 nt
Organism: Gekko japonicus
Lineage: Eukaryota; Metazoa; Chordata; Lepidosauria; Squamata; Gekkonidae
Product: calcium-activated potassium channel subunit alpha-1-like
Exons: 2
Coding region: 36-353 (105 amino acids)
Source: RefSeq, a predicted model, not a curated record
GAGAUCUGUUCUGUAAAGCUCUGAAAACCUACAAUAUGCUUUGCUUUGGAAUAUACCGAUUGAGAGAUUUCCAUCAAAAUAGCACUAGCCAAUGCACCAAGCGUUUUGUUAUAGCCAACCCACCUUACGAAUUCGAACUUGUGCCGACGGAUUUGAUCUUCUGUCUGAUGCAGUUCGACCACAAUGCUGGCCAGUCCCGGGCCAGCCUCUCCCACUCGUCCCAUUCUUCCUACGCUUCCAGCAAGAAGAGCGCGUCGAUCCACUCCAUCCCCUCCACCACAAACCGACAGAACCGUGCAAAGACCAGGGAAUCUCGGGAAAAGCAGAAGUACGUGCAGGAAGAUAGACUUUGAUACAUGUACCCACCUCCCACCGUGUGUGCAGCUGUAUCCACCACCCGUACCCUCCCGAUUGGUGUGUCCAACAGUAGUUCUCCCCGUUCUCCCCUCCACCCGCCCCGCCUUCCACCCCCAUGGAACUCCCAUUUUUAUACACAUAUUUUGCAUAUGUAUAACAGUGUGCAUGUGAUUGUCAUUUUUAUUUCAAUACCAUAAAACCCUUAAAAACAACAGCAACAAAGCAGACGGACCAAAAAAAAAAGUUAUUUAUGGUGCAGAACAGGUGGGGAACAGCUAAGAGCAGAUGUGACUCAACACUGCCGUAACGAACUACCUUGUAUAUCAGUGGUCAGAGAAUGUGCAGCAUGAAUAUUAUCAGUUUGUGGUGGUGUCAGUUUAGAGGAAGACAGUUAUGGAGCACAAGGGUGUUGUUGUUAAAGGGAUGCAAACGUUAACAUUUGCACAGAUAAAGUUCAGGGUCCCACUCCCCAUGGGCCAGCUUUCUAAGCAUCAGGGAGGCUUUUCACACCUGGGUCAAAAACAACACAAAUCUUG